Syngnathus typhle (broad-nosed pipefish) is the source of this 1393-nucleotide messenger RNA. Its product is annotated as urotensin-2 receptor. Gene Ontology annotation, cellular component: membrane. The transcript is spliced from 3 exons. The coding region runs from base 109 to 1182 and encodes 357 amino acids. The record is from RefSeq and is a predicted model, not a curated record. Gene Ontology annotation, biological process: blood vessel diameter maintenance; regulation of blood pressure; neuropeptide signaling pathway. Gene Ontology annotation, molecular function: urotensin II receptor activity. Lineage: Eukaryota; Metazoa; Chordata; Actinopteri; Syngnathiformes; Syngnathidae.
UGCUGCGAUCUUGCAGGCUGAUAAGCGACGGACGGGAGACGCAGCCUGCGAACGAGCGCAUCUUUCCUUCCAAAAACUUCUCCGGCGCGCAAAGCAACGGGGGGAGACAUGGAGAGGAGGACAAAUAAGUCUUUUUUGAGUGCUGGUCCGCCGACAGCCGAUGAGGAACUCGUCAUCACCUCCACUUUCGGGACCCUCCUGUCCGUCGUGUACAUCGUCGGGGUGUCCGGGAACGUGUACACGUUGGUGGUGAUGUGUCACUCCAUCCGCUUCGCGACCUCCAUGUACAUCUCCAUCAUCAACCUCGCUCUUGCUGACCUGCUCUACCUGUCCACCAUCCCUUUCGUGGUGUCCACCUACUUCCUAAAGGACUGGUACUUUGGCGACGUGGGCUGCCGCGUCCUGCUCAGCCUCGAUCUCUUCACCAUGCACGCGAGCAUCUUUACGCUGACGGUCAUGUGCUCCGAGCGCUACCUGGCCGUCACCAAGCCACUGGACACGGUGCGCCGCUCCAAGAGUUACCGCAAAGCUCUGGCGUGGGGCGUGUGGCUCCUCUCCUUGCUCCUCACCGUGCCCAUGAUGGUCAUGGUUGCCGAGACGAGCGCUAAAUCGCCGGACGGCAAAGUGAAACGAAUGUGCGCGCCCACAUGGGCGCCGCUCGCCUACAAAGUCUACGUGACGGUUCUGUUCGGGACCAGCAUCAUGGCGCCGGGUCUCAUUAUCGGUUACCUGUACGUCAAGCUGGCGCGCACCUAUUUGGAAGCCCAGCGCAAGUCGUCGGUGAUCAGCAAAGGCGCAAAGCGCACGCCGAAACAAAAGGUGCUUCUUAUGAUCUUCACCAUCGUGUUGUUGUUCUGGGCGUGUUUUCUGCCCUUUUGGAUCUGGCAGCUGCUGCCUCUCUACCACGGCAAGCCGCUGAGCCUGGCCUCGAGGACGCAUACCUGGAUCAACUACCUGGUGGCCAGCCUCACCUACAGCAACAGCUGUAUUAACCCUUUCCUCUACACGCUCCUCACCAAGAAUUACAGGGAGUACCUGAAGAACAGACACAAGAGCUUCUACAGGUACACCUCAUCGUUUAAGCAGCGGCCACCCAGCCUGUAUUCUUGGGGUCGACCAGCAUCCUCCAGUAAUCACUUGGAGUUUACGUCAGAGACGUUUGUCAUGGGGACGUUCAAGUGAUGUGGGAACCACUCGGAAGUCAAGUGGAGGGAAGGGAAGGGAAGGGUGGCGGCUUUUGAAGAAGCACAAGAGGGCUCGACUGAAAGGGAGGACUGUGAUGUCCAUCCCGUCGCCCGUGGCUGCCUCAGGGCAACGCAGGGUCGGCGAUGGCUUGUGUAGGGUCGCACGUAAAGGACACCGUGAUGGCGUAUCGGGUACCCCAAGUCACCUU